AUGGGUUGCCAACAGUCGACGUGUCAGAUAAAGCCCGGUGAUGUGUACGACGACGAAGCCAUUGGUGCUAUCCACUCCGAGCCAGUCAAGGACGUUGUGAAAGAGGCUGGCCUGGCUGUGAAGAAAACGGAAAGGUUCGAUAUUCCUAUUGGUCGAAAGCUCUAUCGACCACCGACCUCCGAUUCAGCGUAUUCAGAGACCAGUGUGGAUUCAGGAAUGGGGUAAGAUGAUUUUUGAAGCAGUUUAACUGCGGAAAACGCUAUGGUAGGCUCUUUAAGGGAUUAAUUUUUUAAACUUGACGAUACCAUAUUAUCUAUGAUAUGUUUUUAUGGAAAUUUAAAAAAAAGAGAUAAUUUCAGAAGUGCGGAGACUAGCCUAGUUUUCAAGCCGAUCCAGUUCAGCAAGGAUGAAGACUUUUCGAUCGAUACCUCUUUAGCCAAAAGCAACAGUCAGGUGGUGUCGAUGUGUGCCAAGAAAUUAAAUAUUAGCGAAGUAAGUAACGAUUCAAGUAAUGUCAUAAGUAAUAAGGAAUGGCAUUAUUUUGUAACAGUCUUGUGCCACUUCAUUUCGAAAUCCUUUUUUAAACUUUGAAAAGGAGGAUAAGGGUCUUUGGACAUUAUAUAUUUGGCAUUAUAUAUUUGGCAUUGUGUUUCACUUUCUAGCCAUUUCUCUUGUAAAACAGAGAUAGGCCUUGCAUAAAUGAGCUUUUUAUUUAUAAACUGCCAUUGUUUAUAUUACUUUUAAAUUUCUGAAUAGAAACAGAAAAGAAACGGCGUUUUCUCUGUUUUAGGAAUAUUUGAAUGCUCAUAGACAAUAUAAACAACGAAGCAGUCAAGUUAAAAUAAUUAAAAAAAGUAAAACUAACAAAAUUUAAAUCAAAAUGUUGUAGUACCCAGAAGGACGUCCUGAUGGCCAGCCAUGUUCAAUAUACUGGCACAGUCAAGUCCAUAAUGACAUGAAAACGUUCAUACGAAGUCAGGAUUCUAAAGUCAACAAGUUUCCAGGUAAACAUUCUUAUUUUACUACCGAAGACAGUGUAAUAACACAAAGAUUAUUUUGAUGACGACAGUAAUUAAUUUCAUGCUUAAGUUACCGUAUUUUUACAGGAAUGACAGAAUUGGCAAGGAAAAUAGCCUUAACCCAAGCCAUCCGGAGCAUGAGAGAGUUGUUUCCAGAAGAAUAUAACUUUUACCCUCAGAGUUGGAUUCUACCGUCACAGUACAAUAGCUUCAAAAACUACAGUACUCGCAAUCCUAACAAAUGGUUUAUUGUGAAGCCAGAUGAAGGUAGGAGCAUCUACAUUGUUUUAUUUUGUUGUUUUGAUCUUGAAUCUUAUAUCAGUUUUGUUGCAUUUAUAAUAUAGUUUCAAAUCAUAACUUUCAAACACUAUUACCUACUAUAAUAAUUUCAGGAGCUCAAGGAGUAGGUAUCUAUCUGAUAAACCAAGCAGAACAGCUCCACAGUGUCAAAGACAGACUCCUGAUCCAAGAAUACCUCGACGAACCCUACCUUCUGAAGGACCGUUUGAAGUUUGACUUCAGAGUGUACGCUGUCAUCAAGAGCAUCAAUCCUUUGUCCAUCUACGUUGCUCGGGAAGGAAUGGCACGGUUUUGUACCGAAAAGUACCAGAAACCAACAGCUGGUAACUUCACCCACUUGUACUCCCACCUCACCAACUACUCACUGAACAAGGGUAACGACGCCUAUGUUCACAGUAGUAACCUCAAGGAUCAGCUGAGUGGUAGGUUAACUAAUUUGUGUUUAACUUUCUAAACUGCUGUAAACUAUUUUACAUUACUGUAGUUUAUAUUGACAUUGUGAAGUUUAAUAGUCAUUGUACCGUUCAGGAAGCAAAAGAUUGCUGUCUACAGUAUUUCACCAGAUGGAAUCCAAUGGUCUCAGAACCAGGAAGCUAUGGCACGAUGUGAAGUUAAUCAUCGUGAAGACAGUACUGGCCAUGGUACCUGAGAUCAUGUUGAACUACGAACAUUACUUUAGCGAUUCUCCUGGACCUCAGUGCUUUCAGGUAAGAGCAGUAUCAUAAUAUACUUUUGUAUUAUAAUUGAUUAAUAACUAGAUUAUAUAUUCUUUAAAACAUAAUGAUGACAAGAUUAUGACAAGACUGUCUUAGAUUAUGGGUUUCGAUGUUAUCGUAGACAAAAAUGGCAUUCCACUGCUAUUGGAGGUAAACUCUGCUCCAUCUUUAGUCAUAGAGCACCAUCUGUCGGACGAAACAGCACCAGUCCGGUCUAUCAUUGAUGAAGUAAGUAACAUUUACUUUACUGUUGUCGACAAAAUAAGCUGUGACAUACUGUACUCUAUAAGAGUAGUACAGAUUAUAGGCCAGUAUGCAUUGCAUCAUGAUUAAUUUUGGUUCCGCUAAACUGUAAUUUUUAGAUGAUAAAGGUACCAUUAGUACGAGAUACGAUGCUUUUGGUCCUAAACCAAUUAAAUGUCAAUGAAACUGUCAAUCACAUGGACAAGGUCAAUAACAACUGCCAAGAUGACAUCAGUCUACCUAAGAAAAAGAAAAAAGCCCAUCUUUCUGAGGUAAUACUGGAUGCUUUACCACAGUAAUUGAGUUAAUUCACAAUUCUUACUAUGUUAACAUAAUGAUUUACUUGUUUUGUAUAGAAAUGAUGAUUUGGUAUUUACAAUAGGUAGUAAAAUGUUACUUAACAGUAAGUUUUAGAUAUUUCCAUUACGCUACGGGGCCAACAGUAAACAUUUACUGAUCCUGGACCGAGCCGUCUACUUGUUUAUGCAGUUUACGAGUAUCAAACUAAGCCUUACAAUAUCCUUCCUUUCAUUAAGAGCCUUUAUCAAGUAAGUUCACCGUACCAUAUAUAGCACCUUUCCUUCAGAAAGUGCAGUUUGACCGAUGUGAUAGACAUACCCACAUUGGAGAAGCUUUACUGUCACGUGAACUACUACUUUACCGGUCGAGAGAAUGAUCUGAAUACGGGUUUACCAUUCCACGGCUUUCUACAGUUACUCUUCCGCAUUUCCUGGAUCAAAUUCAGUUUUUGUGACAAUCAGUUAAGUGCUCUACAAAGACUAUUUGCAUAUUGCGACUCUGCCCUUAGGAACUACGGUGUUCGAUCUACACGGCUACGGAGGACUGAAGUCGAGACUGACGUUAAUGAAAAGUAAGUACAACAUACCUGAUAUUAGCAAAACUUAUAUUGUUUUACAAAAGUGACGAAUAAAAAUGGUAGACAAAUCAAUUUUUAUAUCAGGUUGUCCCAAUAUGGAUGAGCCACUUGGAUAGCCUAACUUUGAAAAAUUGUAAAAAAUUCAGUUUUUAUCAGAAUUUUUAAAACUUUUUUUUCUUUGAAAGCUAGUUACGUCUACUACUGAGAAAAAAAUUAUUUUGAACAUUUGCAUUUGUUUUUAAGCUGGCAGAAAUUUUUAAAAAUUUUGAAGAAAUCUUCGUUUUUAUCAAAGCAUUUUGUGGUAAUGUAUAAACUCAUAAACAUAAUCUCGCUACUUCGUUAUUAAAUAAAUUAAUGCUCUAGAGUCUUAUUGUUAAGUUUACAUCAAAAAAAGUUUGAAAAAAAUUUUUGUUUUUUUUAUGCACACGGUAGGAAAAAUACCUCUCAACUAAGCCAUCAAAAGAUUGAAAAAAUGCCCUGAAGCUAUGAACUGCAGAUAAAUUAAAAAAUGGUACUAAUAGGUUAGAUAGGCAUCUCUAUUAUAAGAAUAUAUAAGAUUUGAACUGUUUGGAACAAAUUGGUACACUAAAAGUUGUUACCAAAAAAGUAGCACUUUUCUUAGAAAAUCGGUGAAAAAAACAGACCGUGAGAGGCUUUAGAACGGCUUCUGAUGCUACCGAAGGAAGAAGAGUUUGAAAAAAUGACUUUGUCUUUGGCUAAGAGUAUACGCUGGUUAAAUAUUUAAACCAUUUUAAAAGUUGGUGUCUACACGGAAAAACCCUAGAAGGCAGUUCAAAGUUAAAAUGUACUGUAAAACAUGGGUGUAUUUCACGUUUGGUAAUGUAUCUUUCUCUUGACACGAGGUAAAUUUUUGAAACUUGGUAAAGAUACUAAAGUAACUAUUUACAACACAAUGCCAAGCAAAAAUUAGUUUAGCUUACUUUAGAAAUUUUAAAAAUAUGCAUCAACUAUUUUUCCAAGUGGGACAAAUUCACCUUUCUUAAUGAAGACCGUGGCAAAAAUUCAGAAAUCAUGCUACAAAAAUGAAAACUUGUUUUUUAAACUUUAGUAGUGUUGCUUAAACCGAUUUACAUUAAUUUAAGUCUUUACUGUUUCUUAAAACUCAGAAAGCUAUUGGCAAACUUGAUGUACCCAAAUUUGCUUCAAAAGCUUUGAAAAACUCCAGAAUCUCUAAAAAUGAUGCUACAUGUGUAAAAAUGGUUUUAAAACGUAGACAAGAGUCCAAUGUUACAGUAUAGAAUAACUGUAAAAAAACAAGUGUUAUUAUUUAAAAAACACAAUUUAAAUUUUAAAAAAAUAAAAUUGGCUCAUCCAUAUUGGGACAACCUGAUAUUAGUUAUUACCUAAAUACGUCUUUCAUUUGUGUUUUGUGACUAAAAUUACUUCAAAACACGAUUAACUAUCAGAAAAACAAAAUCAGAUUGAAUUUUGACAAACCAUAAUGAAAAGACGUGAUUUGCAGCGGAUUAGUGGAGAUCUAUUUGCUGCCGAGCCGAAUGAAACGCUCCAGAAGCCGUUACCACCAUCAGAACAGUAAAAACAAGACCAGAUCUCGGUCGAUGCAACAGCGAACGGGUUUUCAUUAG
Bursaphelenchus okinawaensis is the source of this 4762-nucleotide messenger RNA. The record is from the annotation of a GenBank genome assembly. Lineage: Eukaryota; Metazoa; Nematoda; Chromadorea; Rhabditida; Aphelenchoididae.